Molecule: messenger RNA, 1376 nt
Organism: Mangifera indica (mango)
Lineage: Eukaryota; Viridiplantae; Streptophyta; Magnoliopsida; Sapindales; Anacardiaceae
Product: protein POLYCHOME-like
Exons: 3
Coding region: 199-954 (251 amino acids)
Biological process (GO): regulation of nuclear division; negative regulation of ubiquitin protein ligase activity
Cellular component (GO): nucleus
Source: RefSeq, a predicted model, not a curated record
UCAUUCGAAAAAUUUGCCAAUUCACGUCUCUUUAUGGCACUCUAAAGCAGUCUCUUCCUCUUUAUUUUGUGAUGCCCUCCACUGAUUCACCCAAACCCUAGCCCCUUCAGAACAUCAAACUUCUCCUUUUGUUCUUCAUUUUAUCUCUUUUACUUGCCCCCUGCACGUUUACAGAAGAAAUCAAGAAACAACGAAAAAAUGCCGGAGUCACGUGACAGACUUGUGAGGCCAGUUGAUAUUGCAACCGUCUUUGCUCAAAGAAGGUCCGGAACUCUCGGAAUCUUCAGAGAUGAACCAGAACAGAGUUCAAAUCAAUUGGCAUCUCCAGUAACUCGAGUGGCUAAUGCGACCGCGGUGCGUCGACAAUCGAUUGGUAGGGGAAGAGGUGGUGGGACCCCGAGAAGCGCGUUUGGCCGUGGAAGAAGAAAUGUGUACGGAUCUACAUGGGCGACACGUGCAUCAACGGGAAGAGAAAAUACGCCUACAGGAAGUGCUCGGAGAGGAUCUUCUGUGUUGCCUGCUUGGUACCCGAGGACGCCUCUAACGGAUAUUACUGCUGUUGUGAGGGCGAUUGAAAGGAGAAGAGCUCGCUUGGGAGAAGUUGAAGGCCCACACAUGGAGAGUCCAAUGUCCCAGGAUCGGAGAGUAGUUGACUCCCCAGAGCCACUGUCAGGUGCUCAGCUCGAGCACAAUACUUCAGUGCUGUCCCCAACUCCAACUUUCCAUGAGAAGCAUUGUCCUCCCUCUGUCGGUAAAGUGCCUAAGAUUUUGCUUGAUAUUACAAAUCAGGCUGGUGGAGAGUUAGAGCCUCUCACACCUCAGAGGAAACUUUUGAACUCAAUUGACAAAGUUGAGAAAGUUGUAAUGGAGGAAUUGAAUAAACUGAAGAGGACCCCAAGUGCUAGGAAAGCUGAGAGGGACAAAAGAGUUCGCACAUUAAUGUCAAUGCGGUGAUUACCCUUAUUCCUCAGCAAUUAUAUUUCGGAGACAGCAGAAGCCAGAAACUGGACAAUCUAAAUUGGGCCCUGCAGUGAGAUUGAUCAUCUUCUGAUGAUCAUUAUUUCUCUUAAGACAUUGGUCAUCCUCUGAUGAUAUCUUGUUUUUGUAUUUUCAAAUUGAUGUUGAAAUGGGUUCAGCUGGCCCCUGCACCGGGAUUUGAUUUUAGCAGUUGACAUGUUGAAGGCUUCGCGAUAAGCAGACACUUUUUGCAGCCUUCAUUCUUUGAAGGUUGUGGGUAUUAUUAAGCUUCAUUCAUUUGAAGGUCCCAGAAGGUUUGCCGGUUUGAUGUACAUAUAGGCCAUAUUUCAGAUUAUGCUAUAUUGCUUCUUGUUACGUUUGCCUUGAUAUAUCAUAAAAUUUCAAAUAUUACAUUCAUA